AUAUUCGAAGACAUUGACGGAAGUGCGGACGACAAACAAAACCGAAAGUAGCCCGAUUCCGAUGCGGAAAAGUGAAAAAGUGAAAAGGGCAAGCUUGUUGUUGUGGAUCAAGAGAUUGCUUGCGGUAUUGUGCACGACUAUUAGAUUUCGAUCUAGAUCUAGGCCUGUAUGAUUUCAACAAUGCUGAUUUUUUAUUUCCUGGAAUUUUUACUCCUUAUGCUGAAGAAAUAUUCUCAGGCUAAGACCUUUUAUCUAGUAAACAUGCAAUAGUCAGCUCAUGCACUUUAGCUUUGAAGAGUUGUAACAUAGCUGUAAAGAUGUACAGGCUUCUUGAUAGAGUGAUGUUCACUCGAGGCCUCAAGCCAGGGCUCUGUCUAUUCAAAUUGCCAGUUGUUUGUGGCACUUUUCCAAGGCCGUGUGCCAGCUGGCUUGAUGCGAUGGAUGUAAGACAUUCCUCUCAAAGGGAGAGAGUUCCUUCCAUUUCCCAUGUCCCUGUGUUUAAUACUAAAAAUGUUUAUGAUUUGCUGGUGUCGAGUUUGUCGAACUGUGGUGACCCUGACUAUGUAAGGCGACAUAAAAUUAAUGAUGACGUAAUACACAACCAGAGGUCCAUACUGUUGGAAAAAAGGCAACAACAACAUCAUUUGCUACAAAGAAAUUCAGCUUCUCAAUGCGUGAGAGGGUCCCGCUGUCUGUCCACAUCAUGUCACAGACACGCCCUUCCACCUACCCUUCCUGCCGCAGCGGGCGUCUCCAGUGCUGUACCAUCGCAGCUGUUGUUCCCUGAUGUCCCAACCAUUCAAGUCGCUGAAUUUGUGAUCUCUUCCGCAUAUCACAUAACUGGUCUCCCGUGGUGGUCAACCAUUGUCCUCACUGCCUUUGUCGUGCGCAUCCUGUUGAUGAUGCCGCUGACCAUAUACACCCACCACAACAUGGCGCGGCUGCAGCGGCUGGCGCCCGAGGUGAAGGAAGUGGCGGAGCGGCUGCGGCUUGAGGUGUCCGUUGCCAUGCAGAAGUUGGGCUGGGACCAGCAGAAGGCUAGGCAGGAGUACAACAAAAAUAUGAACCGGUUGCUGCGUGAACUACAUAUUCGGGACAAUUGCCACCCUAUGAAAAAUACAGCCAGUUUCUGGCUUCAGAUCCCUCUCUGGAUCAGUGUGUCAUAUGCAUUGAGGAAUAUGUCUGUGAAGGCUGUGAACCCUGAACUAGAGAAUCACAGUGAUUUUGCUGGUUUGGCGGAGCAGGGAAUCGCUUGGUUCCCGGACCUGACACAGGUGGACAGCACCAUGAUCUUGCCGCUGAUGAUGGGAGCUGUCACGUUGUUCAACAUUGAGAUGAAUUAUCUCAGUGUGCCAGAAGUGACCAAGUACAGGCGAUAUCUGACGUAUGUCCUGCGUUCUGUCGCCCUCGUCUUCGUUCCGGUCAGCGCUUACUUGCCCAGUACCAUGGUUCUGUACUGGGUGAGCUCUGGUAUGUUUGCUGCGGUACAGAACAUCCUGCUGGAUUAUUCUCCGUUCCGUCGCCUCGUUCGACUGCCCCAGACGCCAUUUGAGAGUGGCGCGCCCUUCAGGAAUCUUUGGAGCAAGGCCAAAGCGAGAUACAAAAACUCUUAGCACCUGCUGCUGGUGAUAGAUGUAGGAUGUAUAAAUUAGUAUAAAAUAAAGAAAGCAAAUUUUGUGAUUUUUUA
Molecule: messenger RNA, 1687 nt
Organism: Aplysia californica (California sea hare)
Lineage: Eukaryota; Metazoa; Mollusca; Gastropoda; Aplysiida; Aplysiidae
Product: cytochrome c oxidase assembly protein COX18, mitochondrial
Exons: 8
Coding region: 318-1613 (431 amino acids)
Biological process (GO): mitochondrial respiratory chain complex IV assembly; protein insertion into mitochondrial inner membrane from matrix
Cellular component (GO): mitochondrial inner membrane
Molecular function (GO): membrane insertase activity
Source: RefSeq, a predicted model, not a curated record